GGAGGGACAAUGGGAGGCUGAGUUAAAUACUCUGGUGCAUUCUUCUUCCCAUCACUCUGAGCCUCUACAGGACAUCUCCAACCUCAGCAGAGAAAGGGGAAUCUACAUGGCCAAGAUGCCAGAGCAAGUGUAAGUGUAUUCUUUUCCAGUGAACCCCUUCAUGAAAUCAAAUCAAAUCAAAUUUAUUUAUAUAGCCCUUCGUACAUCAGCUGAUAUCUCAAAGUGCUGUACAGAAACCCAGCCUAAAACCCCAAACAGCAAGCAAUGCAGGUGUAGAAGCACGGUGGCUAGGAAAAACUCCCUAGAAAUGCCAAAACCUAGGAAGGUUAGGCAGCAAGUCAGCACCUCAGGUGGACUGGGGACAGCAAGGGCUCAGCAAGUCCUCCGAGAGAGAAAAAGAAAGAGAGAAAGAGAGAGAGAGAAUUAGAGAGAGCAUACUUAAAUUCACACAGGACACCAGAUAAGACAGGAGAAGUACUCCAGAUAUAACAAACUGACCCUAGCCCCCUGACACAUAAACUACUGCAGCAUAAAUACUGGAGACUGAGACAGGAGGGGUCAGGAGACACUGUGGCCCCAUCCGAUGAUGGGCCAAACAGAGAUGGGAUGGGUCAGACAGCACAUGCCAGUUAUCUUUAGAAACACUAACAAUGACUGCCUGAUAAAUUCUGUGUGCCACAUUAGGAAGUAUUUCAAAUACUUGAUCUCUUAUGCUAAAUUAUGUUUACACUAAAAUGUGUUUUUUCUUUACAGACAAGAGGUGAGAUUUCUCUAAUUCUAUUGCAUAAAUGCCAAUGAACACGGAUUAAGUGAGACAUUAAUUCUACUGUCAAUCUAUGACUAACUUAAUCAAAUUGAUUCAUCUUUUUGAAGCGAAAGUCGAAGAUCUCGGCCUCCCGUAAGCUCAUGCUAAAGAGCUUAAUGGUGGCCAAGGCGAAGGAGGAGAUUGAGCAGGAGAUUGUGGAUAAAGAGGAGGAGAAGGAGAGGUAUCUGGCAGAGAGAGCACCCACCUUACAGACUGGUGGCAUGUCCUUUGCUGAGCUCCAGGAGUUAUGUCGGGAGUUACAUGCCAAGGUUGACGUGGUGGAUGAGGAGCGAUAUGACAUUGAAGCCAAAGUCAUGCACAACACCAGAGAGAUCAAGGACCUGAACAUCAAAGUUUUGGAUCUGAGGGGGAAGUUCAAGCGGCCCAGCCUGAGGAGGGUAAGGGUCUCUGCUGACGCCAUCUUGCGCUCCCUCCUGGGCUCCAAACACAAGGUCUCCAUGGACCUUCGGGCAAACCUCAAGUCAGUCAAGAAAGAGGACACAGAGAAGGAGAAGACAGUGGAGGUGAGUGACUGGAGGAAGAACGUGGAGGCCAUGUCUGGCAUGGAGGGAAGGAAGAAGAUGUUUGACGCAGCCAAAGGCACCCCUCAGUAGACAGAGAGGAGAAUACUCUAAAUGUUUCCUUCAUUUCUAUUCAUCCUGAACAUUCAAAAUGUGUUAAUGGUUUAAAGUCUCGUUUCAGUGGCACUACAAUGCUUGUGUUUAUUGUUUAACAAGGCUUACACAGUACGAGCUGUAUGCUGCUACAAUCACAAUGUUCUGCCUCAUCCUCACUGUUAAUAUUGACCUGAGAAGAAAUUUUAGAGUAAAUGAUAGUUCAUGCAAUUCCACUCAUUUUGACAUGAGGCAGAUAAAUAAUUUUGCAGAUUUAAAGCUUAUUUGCUUGCCUGACACCUGAAUUUAAUUAUCAAUCGCGUCAUACAUUGUCUGAGACUAGACGUCGAUUGGGCUGAUGCCAAAAUGAGGGGCGUUGUAGAAAACAAAUUCAUCGGCGAUUGGAUCAGCUCCAACCAAUCUGAGUAUCAACGUUGACAAGGUCAUCAUGCAGGGCAGUUUUGGCCCGACACUUUCUGGGACCAAUCAGAAAGGUCAGAAUGUGGUCGCAUUCUACAAGACGUCAGGGAGGAAAGCAAAUCUAGACUGAUCGUGAAGAAGAAACGCUAGUGGGUGUGACGUUUGGCCAGAGGGAUGUGGAUGGGUAGUCAGGCUACUACUGUGCUGCAAUUCUACACAUUUUGCCAUGGGGUGGAGACAACUUUUUGGUGAAUGUGAGAUAGUGAGAGCGACUGACAAAAUCAUAAACUGGUUACCAAUGUAAUUAGAGCAGUAAAAAUAAAAGUUUUGUCAUAUC
Oncorhynchus nerka (sockeye salmon) is the source of this 2176-nucleotide messenger RNA. RefSeq names its product troponin I, slow skeletal muscle-like. The record is from RefSeq and is a predicted model, not a curated record. Gene Ontology annotation, cellular component: troponin complex. Gene Ontology annotation, biological process: cardiac muscle contraction; skeletal muscle contraction. Bases 907 to 1419 code for a protein of 170 amino acids. NCBI's taxonomy places the organism in Eukaryota, Metazoa, Chordata, Actinopteri, Salmoniformes, Salmonidae. The transcript is spliced from 6 exons.